This is a messenger RNA of Hansenula ciferrii, 858 nucleotides long. RefSeq names its product aldo/keto reductase family protein. The transcript has a single exon. Gene Ontology annotation, molecular function: oxidoreductase activity. Lineage: Eukaryota; Fungi; Ascomycota; Saccharomycetes; Phaffomycetales; Wickerhamomycetaceae. Bases 1 to 858 code for a protein of 285 amino acids. The record is from RefSeq and is a predicted model, not a curated record.
AUGUCAACUUAUCGAACACUGAAAUCUGGCUACAAAAUGCCCUCAUUGGCACUUGGGAUGUAUCACAUUGAACCGCAACAAUGUACAUCCAUAGUUAAAGAUGCUUUGAAAAUCGGGUAUAGAGGUUUUGAUUCUGCACAAUUCUACAAGAAUGAAAAACGAACAUUUGAAGCAAUAUCACAAUGGAUAGAAGAAGAUCCUCAAAAGAACAAAAGAGAUGAUUUAUUUUUCACUACUAAGUUAUUUGAUGGUGUUCAAGGUUAUGAUAUGGCUAAAAAAUCAAUUUCACGUACUUUAGAUAAAGCAAAGCAAGUUGGUUCAUAUAUAGAUCAAGCAUUGAUCUUAUCACCUCAAACCAAUAAAGAGAAACGUCUUGAAACGUAUAGAGCAUUACAAGAUCUUGUUAAAGAUGGCGUGGUACAUUCUAUAGGUGUUGCAAAUUAUGGAAUCCCUCAUAUUCAAGAACUUUAUGAUUGGGAUGGGUUAGAAAUCGAACCUGAUGUUAAUCAAGUUGAACUUCAUCCAUGGUUAAUGAGGAAAGAAUUGGUAGAUUAUUGUAAUAACAAAGAGAUUCAAUUGGUUGCGUAUUCACCAUUAGCAAAAGGUAAGAAAUUUAAUAUGGAUGAAAAAUUAACAAAACUUGCUAAAAAAUAUGAUAAGACUCAAGGACAAAUUUUGAUAAGAUGGUCAAUUCAACAAGGUUUUAUUCCAUUACCCAAAACUUCAAAUCAGGAGAGACUUCUUUCAAACUUUGAUGUUUUUGAUUGGGAAAUUAAUGAAGCAGAUGCAGAGAUCUUAGAUCAUCCAGAGUUAUAUUAUGUCACUGGAUGGGAUCCAACAACUUAUGAGGAUCAAUAA